This is a messenger RNA of Synchiropus splendidus (mandarinfish), 7588 nucleotides long. RefSeq names its product voltage-dependent calcium channel gamma-3 subunit-like. Gene Ontology annotation, biological process: neurotransmitter receptor internalization; regulation of AMPA receptor activity; calcium ion transport. Gene Ontology annotation, molecular function: channel regulator activity; voltage-gated calcium channel activity. The record is from RefSeq and is a predicted model, not a curated record. The transcript has 5 exons. Gene Ontology annotation, cellular component: AMPA glutamate receptor complex; postsynaptic density membrane. Bases 800 to 1750 code for a protein of 316 amino acids. NCBI's taxonomy places the organism in Eukaryota, Metazoa, Chordata, Actinopteri, Syngnathiformes, Callionymidae.
GUCCACGCCGAGCCUCUUGGAUUCAGCACCGCGGACAGCGACGCACUCCGCAGUCCCGCGCGGGGGAGGCGAGCCGGUCUUUGGAUGCGGAGUUUAUUGAGACGCGGUGCUUCGUGUGUUCGACCGUGUGAUGUGAGGCGCGCAAGCGCUGGUUCACCGACGACAGUGAAGCAGCCGCCUUUCUUAUACUGGCGGCGCUGCGGCGGUAGGCGGGCCUUGACGCCACUCUGGAAGGUGAUUGGAUAGUCGCCGCGGCUGUCACGCGGGCGUCCAAUCAGAGACGAGUGGCUCGGCCUCGGGCGGAGUUCGAGGAGACGCGCGGUUAGUUUGUGUUGGUCGGAGCGGGAGGAGGAGGAGGAGGAAGACUUGAAGGAGGAGGCGACAGCUGUCAUUUUUUCAUCUCCACCAUCGGGCACGUUUCUCGGGAUCGGAGCCAGUCGGCGGGCGGUUUCUGUCUUACAUGAAGCUGCCGCUUGCUCCAGAGGCGGACAUGACCGUGAGCGCACCCCUGGCGCGGGAAAACACGCGACGCUCUUCGAUCCCGCGUCUUUGGCAUCACCUGGGAAUCGAAUCCUAAAACCCGCCGCGCAGAAACGGGAUGGAGUGGUGAAGUUGGACGACGGAAGAUGUCGCUCCUCUGUCCUUUCACCGAUAACAACCGGUGGUCGGUGUGAGUGGAAGUGGGUUUUUUGGAUGCGAAGCGCGGUAUUUCACGGCGCCUCCCCAAAUCUCGCGGGAUAAAUCAAGGGGAGAACCUGAGCAGGCGAGCGGAGGAAACAGGGAAACAGGAGCCGCCUAUAUGAAGAUGCUGAUGUGUGACCGCGGGGUCCAGAUGCUGGUGACGACGGUGGGCGCCUUCGCCGCCUUCAGCCUCAUGACCAUCGCCGUGGGCACCGACUACUGGCUCUACUCGCGGGGGGUCUGUCGAGUGAAGAGCAGCGGCGACAACGACACCAGCCGCAAGAACGAGGAGGUGAUGACGCACUCCGGCCUCUGGCGAACCUGCUGUCUGGAAGGAACCUUCAGGGGCGUGUGCAAGAAGAUCGAUCACUUCCCAGAGGACGCCGACUAUGAAGCAGACGCUGCUGAGUAUCUCCUGCGUGCUGUCCGUGCCUCCAGUAUUUUCCCUAUCAUGAGUGUGGGGCUGCUGUUUCUGGGGGGACUCUGCGUGGCCGCCAGCGAGUUUUACCGAAGUCGGCAUAACGUCAUCCUCAGCGCAGGGAUUUUCUUCGUCUCUGCAGGCCUCAGCAACAUCAUCGGCAUCAUCGUCUACAUCUCAGCCAACUCGGGCGACCCGGGCCAGAGCGACAGCAAGAAGUCCUACUCCUACGGUUGGUCCUUCUAUUUCGGCGCUCUGUCCUUCAUCAUGGCGGAAAUGGUGGGCGUUCUUGCCGUGCACAUGUUUAUAGAGAAGCACCGCAAGCUGCGAGCCAAGUCCCGCACGGAGCUCAUCAAGAAGUCUGCCUUUAGCCGCAUCCCAUCGUACCGCUACCGCUUCCGGCGUCGCUCCAGCGUACGUUCCUCGGAGGUCCCCAGCCGCGACACUUCUCCGCUGGGGAAAGGCGGCUACACGGGCCCGGCCGCAUCUGAGAUGCCCAUGUACACGCUGAACCCGCGCGAGGCGGGCAACACUGGCACCAAAGCCACCGGGAUGGGCGGGCUGCUCAACUCGGAGCGGGAGUUCCUCCAGAGCAGCACUCUCACUAAAGACUACAACAAGGACCCCAACCGCAGGACCACGCCAGUCUGAGAGCGCAGACGUCCCGGAUGAGACACACAGGGUCAGCGGGGGGGGAGGGGCCAAAGGGGUUUGAUAAACUUUGACUGUGAACUGUGAACUUUUAGCCUUCGAACUGUGAAUCCUGAGCCCUGUGAGAAUUUGUGUAGCCGGAGUGGGAACGGCAGAGAAGUUGUUCCACUCCACCACCGACAGGUCCACGUGCCUGCGGUCGGCUCCUCUGGGCUUGGAGCAGCUUCUCCCAGACAGAGAAUAAGUCCUUCACAAGCGUCGUGUUCGCCUUCCAGAGGACUGAGGAGAGAAGGACCGUGUAGCCACAUCCACGCCUCUAUGUUUUCACCUCUCUGUCGGAAACACCCUGAGAUAAGCCCUGCACCAUGGUGGCAAGAGUCUUUCAAACUAGCGCCUAUGUUUUCCAAGCUCUCCGCUGCCCUUCCCAACACGUCGGUCGAAGAAAAGUUAAGGAAACCAGGAAACCGCGUCUGAGAGUCCGGACAGGCUCAGAGAAGUGCUUUACAUUGUCGUCGGUCCCGUGGAUAAUCAACUACCUGCUGACACCGGCACGUGCCGCGGCGUGUCAGGGUAAUGAUGCGGUAGUCCGGACACCCAAGCCAUCAGAAAACGUACCGUGUGGAUGUCGCUGCUCUCCUUCUCUCCAGACUGUUGAGCAAGGGAGGAACCCAGGGGCCACUGUGGUUCAGACUCAGUUCAGAGGAGCCCUUCAUCGCCGCGUGGCACCAUCUGUUUUGUACAUAAAGGUUUCAUAUGGAUUUGUCGACCGGUCACACUGAACUGGAGCUGAGUCCAGUGGCUCCUGUUUCCUCUGUUUCCUGAAGUCAGGAAGAAUAUUUGAGUCUCUUCUCGAGGGUAAAUCUAAGAUCAUUGGUGCUUCCUUUGAAUCCUGUUUUAGCCAGUCUCCUUUCUUUCUAACCUGAAAUGAAGAUGAUAUUCAUGUCUGUCACCCCUCACCACCCAUGUUUUCCCAUCUCACCUUCACCGGUCACCCGCUUCUCCUCCUCCACAAGGGACUGGCUGUAGGUUUCGUCUUCCGUCGGCGUUGCCUCUAGACCGGCGACAUUUUCUGGAGUCUGUUGCUCCGAGAUGAGUGUGUGGAAUGAGGCGGAGCCGAAAAUAAGUUGCCCACUACCUCGCACUGAAUUCAUAUCAAACUCAGAAGAAUUGUAACGCUGAGGAGAAGUACAUAUCUGUAUAUACACGUGUAGUAUUUGCCGGACGUGUAGACGGCCACGGUGCUGUGGGUAGGUCCUCGGUUUCAAACAUUAUUUCAUGUUCAAAACAAUCCAUGGAUUAGGCUCGUUUCAGUCUCCAAAUCAUGUAGAAAAUUAUCUAGAGACAUUUUAAUUAUUGGCUUCAAACACAUUUAGUAAUGUAGUAAAGGAGGAAUGAACUGCCACUCUGUCAGCCUUUAUCUGGUUUUCUACAUGAAAAUUCCGGCCUGGUCUCGCGUGCAACUGACUGGUGGCAGCGAUCCAUUCGUGUGGGAAGCCAAACCAGCCACCGCUGGACUAAAUAAUCUUGUUGAUCUUCGUGAAAAGAACGUUUUUUUGAAGCCAUAUUUUCUUAAACCUCUUUAGUACGUCAUGCAGGGAUUUGCAAGAGAGGAAAUCAAUAAGUCAUGUGACGCGUGAGUUACACACAAAUCUUCAGGUUCUGUUUGAGAUUGACCCAAAAAUGUUCCUGCCACUCACACGUCACUGUUGCGUACUCUGGAGCAUGUCUGUCACCUCGUAUAUCCAGAGCAACUCAGAUGAAAUGAGAUUUUCCAGGCAAAGUUGCAUGAAGGCAUUUGACCAGCCCCAAAACUGAAUCCCUUGUGAAUGAAACAUGCAGCGUUUGGUGUUGAAGGAAGUGUCGUGUGAGUUGAUCAGAUGUUUCCUGUUAAUAUGAGCUUCUGAUGGAGAUACGUGAGGAUCACGUAACCGACUCUCCUCCAGGUGGCUGCUGACUGUGCUUCUCGUUUGCCCUUUUCAACUUCACCACUGCAUAGUGUCUUGGUGCAUCACAUUACUGAGCUCCGGUGGCGGUUUGGGGCGGGACUAGUCGGCUGCUCCGGCAUGUGCCGAGUCGCCACCUGUUUUAGGAACUUCUCUUAACUUCUACUGAGGCACCAAAUAAGCACCCUAACACUAAAGUGGAAGGGAGGUGACAGGUGACGUCUGAAUCUUUGCAGGGUGAUUUCAUUCUGUAUGUUAGCGGCGCCGGCACGCAGAGCAGAGCGGCUUCAACAACUGUGAGACUUUAUAAAUCUUUAAGUGAAACAUGUGAAAAUCUCGAGUCCUCUCCGCACUCCUCCUCGACCACCCACUGUUUUGCUCCAGCGACUCACACAUAUGGGCCACAUGGUCGCAGCAUAAUAAAAAAUGCUGUAAAAACUUAGUCCAGCUGUUUUAUUCAUGCCGUUUUAUCCGCCGUCUUCGGCGCCAUCUUGAAGGGACGGUUCUUCCCAUGUAAAUAUUAAUUUGACAACAUCCAUACUUGUCAUGGGCUGUGAAAGAGAAAAGCUACUUUUCUCCAAGCAAGGGCUUUUUAAUUUUUAAAAGACAGGAGCACACAAGGGCUCUUUACGCUGUGCGCCGCGGCGCUGUCCUUGUGAGGGUGUUGUGUUGCGCGGGAGAUGAGGGAAAGUACUUUUGCACGCAGGAACAACUGUUUUUAAACCAGCUUGAGUAGCUAGCGGCGUUUGGCGUGAUCAAAGCCACUCGCCGCCGCAGAAGUAGCUUAAAACUGUGCUUUUGUGCUUGUUAGGUAGACGUGUCCGUAACUAGACUGGAUUAUUACUGCCUUAAACAUGUAGGACAGAAGUGAGUUGUCUGAAUCAUAUAUUAGUGUAACGCCAAAUAUUACUCUCCUGCGUUAGGGCCUCCAGUGUAGCCGUAGGUGGUAGGUUCCCGCCAGCACAUCCCAGACCCCUGAGGUCCUUCAGGAGUCCAGAACUGCCUUCCAUGAGCCAUAUCAGCAUCCGCCUGUCAUGCAUGCCAUACUCAUCCUCUUCCAGCACUUUCGCAUCCACUGUGUCUGUAAAACCGGUCUCAGACGGCACCUGGCCUCUGUCAUCUGUAGGGAGGGUCCAGUCGCGGCACCUCAGCGGGGGUGCGGGCCUCGAACUGUGCCACUGAUGUUUACUGCAACAGAGCGCCGGGUGCCUUGGGAGACGUGUCUUUCUCAGCUUCUUCUUACCGCCAUACAGCUUUGAUAUCAACAAAUAACUGUAUAAAAAUAAGAUAUUCUACUCUGAAGGUGCCACCGUGACCGAGCCUGUCACGAUUAUUAAUCCACGGACGGGUGGGGGCAACCGACGGGGGGGUCUUUGUAAUAUUACGAUAUCCUAGUUUGAGUUUUCUACUUUACGUGGUCUGUGAGGUUGUGUUGUUGUGGUCACACCUGAAUCUGAUGGGAAGACAGAGCAGAGACUCUGGGACUGUGGACGUUCACCCGCCGGCGUCGGAGGUCACCGUCCUAAUGUCGAGUAUCACACUGCAAGUGCAAUGCUUUCAUGCCAGGAUCACUGUUGGCUCCACUCAUGAGGACAAAUUGGCUUUUUGGAAUCAAGUCUGGUGCAGCAGCUGCUGAAGUGAAAGACAGUUACGUUGACCUCAGUGUUGGCACAGUGAGGAGCCUGAGGUUCGAGUACAGGAGACCAGACCUUGCAUUAAAUGUGAGGACAUAUAUUUUCAAUCUGCUUAAAUGGUUAAACAUUAGAGCUACAUGAUAAAAACAAUACAUCAUUUGAUCAUUUACUGUGAAAAUGAAAGGCUAAUUUCUUGACAUGCAUAUUAGUUACAUGGUUCAGAAAGAGCUGAGCUGCAGGACAAAGCUAAGCUCCUACUGCCACCUGUAGUCAGAAGCGUUGUGUAGCGACCCAACUAACAAGAUUGUGUCCAAAAUGAGCGACUGUCUCCCGGCUUCUAUUCCCUCGUGAAUGCCAAUGCUAACACUAGCUUAUAGGAACUAUAAAAAGUCUGGCGUCCCAACAAGUUCCACUCUAAAUUCUAAAAUGCUAGUGCUAAAUAUGCUAGCGCAGUAGCAGAACUAUACAAACAGGGUGUGUGAGACAGUAAUUAGCAUUGUAACUUCCUGAAUUUCCCAGUUGAGGACGCGAUCAUCCAGACAUUGGGGGUUUCUUCUGAAGGAAGCACUGCGUGGCCAGUUUGUCCUCAACAGUAGAGAUGAAGCCAAACACAAGAGCAUCCAACACAAACACACAUUGCAGCUUGUCAGUGUGGCGUGGGGACGUGUGUGUCCCGUGGACAUCAUUGUGUCGUGGAUAGACGAAGACUGCGGAGUGAGGCUGAUCUGUGAAUAUUUACGACACCUUUCCUGCCGCACACACACACGAGCGAAAACACUGUGUGAGGAGGGCUUUCGGCUGCAUGUUUGUGUGUGCGUGUGUGAAGCCGAUGUGUGCGUGACGCUACAGACUCUCCUUAGCUGUGCACCGAGUGCCUGCCCGGCCUGCCUUCCGACUGCUCCCAGAUCAGCCACGGGGCUUCCUGUAGAACCUCCUGUCCAUCCUCCACACAGAACUCUGCACUGGGAUCAGAGCUCACUAUUACUCAGCAGAUGCAGCCAUAUUUGCUCCAAGGACUGUUUUCCAGUCUGGUGAUGCGACCGAUGAGCGAACGGCACCUUUAGAUGCAGGUAUACUUGAAACUGGCCGAGGGGGUUCCAGACUCCUUAUGAAAGCCAGUCUUCAGUCCACACUGACCAACCUGUCCACAGACACCUCCAUCAGUAACUCGAGGAGAGUGUUGGCCCUCAGCUCAGUGAGUCGUCAACCCUGGAGAGAUAGAGUUGGUGACAUACCUGGAGCGACGGCCCUGAUGUGUUUGGUCAACACUGCACUCAAACACAAACACCAGGUGGAGGAGUCAGAUGUGGGGACCAGGUUGGAGGUAAUAAACUGACCCUAGAUUAAUCUUCCAUAAAUCUAUUUGAAUUUAACGGACCUUUAAGGUAUUAAAAUGAGAGCUAUGUCUGUGUGAAUAUAUAUAUAUAUAUAUAUAUAUAUAUAUAUAUAUAUAGAGUCAUGUAGCAAUUUAUCAUCAAGUGAUCUCACACCGACCAGGGAGGGAGUGGCAAAGGAUGGAUGGAGCGUGGCGUGUGUGGGCAGCCCCGUACCUCUGAGCCCUGUCAUGCGGUCCCACUGCAAGCACACACACAUGCAUGCAGACACACACACGCGCACACACAGCUGCCAGCCAGACUCACUGUAUACUUUCUAAUGUAAACCUCUGACUAACAGCAGUCUCACCAGGACUGUGAAGAAAAGCACACUUUUACUUCUAUAAAUAUGAUUACCUAUAUCUAGAGAGGAAGAAUAUUAUAUACAAUAUCAUCAUUAGAAAAUAAAGAUCACCUUUUCAAAAGCACCUGUGUGGCUUUCUCUUGUGUUUGUUUGCCAUUCACGGACUCAACCAUCCGAUUCACUUGCAUAGAUUCACGUAGCCGGUGCCAGAUAUGGAUCGGCAGGCUGCCGAUACACUGCCCCUGGGGUUAUCGCUGCCUCGGGAGGGCGGGACACUGCGGAGGAUGGGCGGCACUUAGGUGGCAUCAGGUGAUGGAAACAAACGUCCGGGUUCAAGCUCACUGCAACCUUCAUGGUGCCAGCCUGUCUGGACGAAAUCCUCACCUCAGAGUCCAGGACCUAGAGGGCCAGAGACUAAAUCAGGACCAAGACCAAUGAGGGGGUCGAGACCAAGCCCACACCAAGGGUGUUGCAGUGAUGGUCUCAGUCUUGGUCUUGCCUCCGUUGAUGGUCUCAGGUUAGGAGACACUAUUUAUCCCACUCACUCAUCGAAUGAAUAUUUUGAAUCCUUGUACAGGGGUUGG